Messenger RNA from Paraglomus occultum, 781 nucleotides. The record is from the annotation of a GenBank genome assembly. Lineage: Eukaryota; Fungi; Glomeromycota; Glomeromycetes; Paraglomerales; Paraglomeraceae.
AUAUUAUCCACGCGUGCUAUACAUUGACAUUGAUAUUCAUCACGGAGAUGGCGUUCAAGAAGCGUUCUACACAACGGACCGCGUAAUGACAGUUUCUUUUCACAAAUACGACGGCGAAUAUUUUCCCGGUACUGGCGACCUCAAUGAAAUAGGCUGUGGCCUUGGUAAAUACUUUUGCGUCAACGUUCCCCUCAAAGAUGGAGUUGAUGAUGACAGCUAUGUGACACUUUUCAAAGAUGUGAUGACCCAAGUCAAUGAACGUUAUAAACCAUCAACGGUUGUGCUUCAAUGUGGCGCAGACUCAUUAGGGCUCGACAGACUCGGAGCGUUCAAUCUGUCAAUUAGGGCUCACGGAGAAUGUGUACGGUUUAUCAAAUCUUGGGGAUUGCCUUUGCUAGUGCUUGGCGGCGGCGGGUAUACUAUUCAGAACGUUGCUAGAUGCUGGACUUAUGAGACGAGUAUUUUGGUCGAUGCUGAAUUACCAGACGAGAUACCGGCGAAUAGCAGAUGGUUGCCAGUAUUUAUGCCCGAUUUCAAAUUGCAUCCGGAUUUGGUGCGUAAGAUGGAUAAUCAAAAUACAAAAAAUGAUUUGGGAAGGAUAAAGACCACUAUAUCAGAACAAUUGAGAUACUUGGAGGGAGCACCAAGUGUACAAAUGCAAGAGAUUCCUGGAGGAUUACAAGAAUUCUUGGAAAAGAUUGAGGAGGAAGCAAAGGAUGCAAACGAGGAGAAUAACAGCGAUGUAAGAGUCAGCAGACGUCCAUUAAUCAAUAUUGAUUGA